Molecule: messenger RNA, 2020 nt
Organism: Andrographis paniculata
Lineage: Eukaryota; Viridiplantae; Streptophyta; Magnoliopsida; Lamiales; Acanthaceae
Product: probable UDP-arabinose 4-epimerase 3
Exons: 11
Coding region: 433-1686 (417 amino acids)
Biological process (GO): beta-D-galactose catabolic process via UDP-galactose, Leloir pathway
Cellular component (GO): cytosol
Molecular function (GO): UDP-glucose 4-epimerase activity
Source: RefSeq, a predicted model, not a curated record
CCUUCUUGUUUAUUCAAAUCAAGAUUAUUUGCUCUUCUUUUUUAGCUGUGUUGUUCUUGGUUUUGAUUACCACCCAACUUUUGAUGACGUUGCGAUUUUGCUUGGUAUUUGCUGGAUCUUGAGGGUUUUCUGUUCUUUUAGGGAUUUAAAUUCAAAGUUGCUGUCUUUUUUGUAAAACUUGUUUAACUUUUUUGUUGUCGAUGUUCUUAAGAUCGCUCCGAAUUCUUGUGCUCUGUUCUCUCUUCUUAAUCGUUUGGUGCAAAACUAAAAUAAUCUUGGGUCCAGUCUUGUAAAUUUGUGAUCCCGUAUUGCACAUCCGACAAUGCUUUAUUAAUGUUGCCUCUCUCUACGCACAUAUGAGGAUUUAGAAACGACAGUGCAGGGCAUUUUCUAAUAUUAUCUAUUUCAUUGCAUUAAGAAAGUAAUUUCUCAAUGCUGAGUUUUACCAGGACAAGAACUCAGCAAAGACACAAUCGAUCCAUGGCUUUGGGAGGCAUGGAAUUUGCAGACCAGAAGAAGAAGAAUGGGGUUUGUGGAAAAAUUAUAAUGGUUUCCACCCUUACAGCAUUAUGCAUUCUUAUGCUGAAGCAUUCCCCAAGUUUCAACACCCCUAGCCAAUUCGCCAUUAAUGAAGAUGGUGUUACUCAUGUCUUAGUAACUGGAGGUGCUGGCUACAUUGGCUCGCAUGCUGCUUUACGGCUUCUUCAGGAUUUUUAUCGAGUGACUAUAGUGGACAAUCUCUCACGGGGAAAUCUUGGUGCCAUUAAUGUCCUACAACAGCUAUUUCCAGAACCAGGACGACUUCAGUUUAUAUAUGCUGAUCUUGGUGAUUCCCAAUCGGUGCACAGGAUUUUUUCACAGAAUUCAUUUAAUGCAGUGAUGCACUUUGCUGCUGUAGCCUAUGUUGGAGAGAGCACUCUCGAUCCACUUAAGUAUUAUCACAAUAUCACAUCAAAUACACUUGUUGUGUUAGAAGCUAUGAAGGCUCAUGGAGUGAAGACUUUGAUUUAUUCUAGUACAUGUGCAACUUAUGGGGAACCCGAAAAGAUGCCCAUUACUGAAGAAACCCCACAACUUCCAAUAAAUCCGUAUGGAAAAGCCAAGAAAAUGGCUGAAGAUAUGAUUCUGGAUUUUCAUAAGACCUCAGAUAUGGCCAUCAUGAUUUUGAGAUACUUCAAUGUGAUUGGCUCUGAUCCUGAGGGAAGACUUGGAGAAGCUCCUCGACCUGAACUACGGGAGCAUGGACGGAUAUCUGGUGCUUGUUUUGAUGCUGCUCGUGGAAUCAUUCCGGGCCUCAAGGUUCGCGGAACAGAUUACAAAACUUCUGAUGGCACAUGCAUACGUGACUACAUCGAUGUUACUGAUCUGGUCGAUGCUCAUGUCAAAGCUCUGGAAGAGGCAAAACCUGGGCAUGUUGGCAUCUAUAAUGUUGGUACUGGAAAAGGUAGAUCAGUGAAGGAGUUUGUUGAGGCGUGCAAGAAGGCCACUGGUGUGCCUCUCAAAGUAGAAUUCUUACCCCGCCGGGCUGGAGAUUAUGCAGAAGUUUACAGCGAUCCGACCAAGAUCAAGAAUGAGCUGAACUGGACAGCUCAACACACUGACCUCGAGGAAAGUUUAAAGAUUGCAUGGAGAUGGCAGAAGGUGCACCCGACUGGCUAUGGUGAUCUUCUUGUGACAUCGGCAUAAGCUGGAAACAGCUGAGGGACUAACAUUGACCCCAUUGGCCAAGUUUUGGUAGUGCUGAGGAGAGCAAGCUGAGGGGUGGGCAUGUCUGGUGCGUUCUUUGGAAUCUAUCUAUCCAUCCACACAUUUCUAUAGAGAAGAAAUAGCAGGAAGCUCCUUGUUUGAAAGACAAAUAUAAUAGCUGAAUAAUAGAGAUUCUGAUAGGUAGGGAGCUCAUCUUGUAUCAUAUGAAAUCCACAGAGAGUAGUAGGAAAUAAAUAAUAAUGGGAGGUCCCCAAAUUGAUUAUUUAUAUGUUACAUGCAUAUUUAUUAAUUCAUCUUCAGUCUUUAAGCAUGA